ACUGAAGGGACAGAAGGAUGUUUCUCAAGCUGGUUGCCCUAGUUCCUGUGCUGGCACUGAUUGUAGGCCAAGUACAUGGCUUCCCAAAGCCCGAAGCCACCAGAGGAGAUAAAGCCAUACACAACAGAGAAUUAAGCGUAGAGAGACCACUAGAAGAACAGAUUGCUGAGGCUGAGGAAGACAGAAUGAAAAAAAAUGUCCUGACAGAAAAUAAGCCAGAAUUCAGAAAUUAUUCCUUUGUUGAUGACUUGAACUUGCUCAAGUCGGCAGCAGAAAAAGGGAGGAAGGAAAAGGAGAGGGAAUCCGUCAGAAGCUCUCUGUAUGACCAGCAACUUGCCCUCGAUGACGCAGAUUCCACCAAGAGUCGCAGGCUAGUGGAGGACUAUGACUCCACUAAAAGCGGUCUGGACUAUAAAUAUCAAGAUGACCCUGACGGACUUCAUCAACUUGACGGCACACCGUUAACUGCUGAAGAUAUUGUCCAGAAGAUUGCCAUGAGAAUAUAUGAGGAAAAUGACAGAGGAGUGUUUGACAAAAUCGUCUCCAAGCUUCUAAAUCUGGGACUUAUCACUGAAAGCCAGGCCUACACGCUGGAGGAUGAAGUGGCUGAAGUGCUGCAGCAGCUAAUUGCUAAUGAAGCAAAAGAACGAGAAAAGGCGCCUGAAAAUCUUGAUUACCUCCAGAGCAGAAUAGACAGUAAGACCGAAGAGAAACAGGAGGAGAAAAUGGUGCCAAAAUAUACAGAUCAAGACGAUACCUUGGAUAACACAUGGGCUUCCUCCAACCUUUUGGAAAGAAGAAAUGAGCUGCCUCCCGGGGAUAAUUUUGAAGAUCUCCAGUAUUUCCCAAACUUUUAUGAGCUACUGAAAAGUCUUAACUCAGAGAAAGAAGCUAAGGAAAAAGAAACAUUGAUAACUAUAAUGAAGACCUUAAUUGACUUCGUGAAGAUGAUGGUUAAAUAUGGAACCAUUACGCCUGAAGAAGGUGUUUCAUACCUGGAAAACCUCGAUGCAAUGAUCGCUCUGCAGACAAGAAAGAAACUUGAGAAGCCCAAUACCAAAAGCAAGGAUGCUGUGAUUGCAACCUCUCUAGACAAGAGCACUGAAGAGGCUGACAGCACAAAAGCAGCCGCGGCUAAAAUGGAAAAAGAAUAUGAAACGCUGAAAGAUUCCACAAAAAUUGAAGAACAAAAUACAGGAAACAGUGAAGAGCCAAAAGGGAAAGCAGAAGCAUACUUGGAAGCCAUCAGAAGGAACAUUGAAUGGCUGAAGAAACACAACAAGCAAGGAAACAAAGAAGAUUAUGAUCUUUCGAAACUGCGGGACUUCAUUGAUCAACAAGCAGACGCUUAUGUGGAUAAAGGCAUCCUGGAUAAAGAAGAGGCAGAUGUGAUCAAACGUAUCUAUGGUAGCUUGUAAGAA
Messenger RNA from Eublepharis macularius, 1421 nucleotides. RefSeq names its product secretogranin III (gene SCG3). Gene Ontology annotation, biological process: protein localization to secretory granule. The transcript has 12 exons. The record is from RefSeq and is a predicted model, not a curated record. Gene Ontology annotation, cellular component: secretory granule membrane. Bases 18 to 1418 code for a protein of 466 amino acids. Lineage: Eukaryota; Metazoa; Chordata; Lepidosauria; Squamata; Eublepharidae.